AUGGCUAUAUCACUGGCAAACGCGCGAGAAGAUUAUCUAUUCGAUAACUUGGGGACGACAAACAAAUACUACGUAGAGUUUGGUACUCAGAAUGCCACCCGAUGUAAUACUCGGAAUCUAUGGGAAGAGCAUGGUUGGGAUGGAACGCUAAUAGAUGCAGGUGGUAUUGGUGAAGACGCUCGUAUCAUUCGGAAUCAUUUCGUCACAGAAUACAAUAUUGUGGAUCUCUUCCGUAAAUAUGACGUGCCAAAGGAUCUGGGUCUACUUUCUGUUGAUAUCGAUACUCAGGACGUUUUCGUAUUGGAUGCAAUUCUACGUGCACAAUAUCAUCCAAGGGUCAUUGUGACUGAGAAUCACAAUUUCAGAUACGACGAAUCUUAUCCGCUGACCGACUUUGUAACAAGUGGGGGUACCGCUCGGUCUAUAUGGAGUCUAAUGAUCGACUGCAUAUCCACCAUUAAACACUCUCCUAUAAUACCGCACCCAGCUGCUAUAUCUGCUACGAAGUCUGACUCGGCCUCGCCUGCUUCAUCAGACAUUAAAUGCACUUUCAGUACUCCAAAUCUCACCAUAGAAGCAGCGGCCAUAGUUCCACUGCCUAAACCUGAAUUCUCGCUGCUAGAUGCAUGGCUGAAGGGCGAGAGUGCCCGCUACGGCCCUGCCCCCAAAACUAUACCGGACACUUUACUUUCAGAAUUCACCAUGAACGACACAGUACCCGUUUUUGAUGCGUACAUUGAUCAGGCAAGCGCUGAUUUCCGUGCCCUACAGUUUUCGAUAUCUAAAACUGCAUAUUUGGGUGGAAAAGCACUUGCACCGGAGUGGACGGUCGCCAAGGUGGACGAGAUUCGAGCCCAAACUCGCGCUAGGAAUAUGACAUUUAAUUAUAACUCGAAAGAUAUAUAUGACGCAUAUGAUGUGUUUGCACUAUCUGUUAUUAGAGGCAAACGAGGACUCGUUAUUGGCAGUGAGUGGCCUUGGAUGGAGGCCAUGCUGCUAGAAUAUGGUGCCGAACACGUCUCCACUCUAGAAUUCGGGACGAUAGUUAGUCUCCAUCCUAAAAUAACCACAUACACUCCCAAAGACUUCACAUUGGGUGUUUUGAGAAAAAAGAUUGCUCCGUUUGAUUUCGUCGUCUCGUACUCAUCUCUUGAACAUGAUGGGUUAGGUCGUUAUGGAGACGUGCUAAAUCCUAUAGGAGACUUACAAACGAUGGCCAAGAUGCUCAGUGUACUGAAACCUGGAGGAUACGCUUUUAUUGGUGUGCCAUGCUGUGUAGAUUCUCUGGUUUGGAACGUCCACAGAAAGUACGGACCCUUGAGGUUGAAGCUCAUGUUUGCCGGAUAUAGACUUGUCGAAGUGUUUCCAAGAAACGCCUUCCUUUCCUUUAAGCACCUAGAGGAUGGAUCGCAACAAGGGUUUUUUGUGGUGCAAAAUACAUAUGGCUGCUCGAACGGCUGGCCUCGAGAGCCAAACUCGUAUCAAAUAUAA
Molecule: messenger RNA, 1491 nt
Organism: Synchytrium microbalum
Lineage: Eukaryota; Fungi; Chytridiomycota; Chytridiomycetes; Synchytriales; Synchytriaceae
Exons: 8
Coding region: 1-1491 (496 amino acids)
Source: RefSeq, a predicted model, not a curated record